This is a messenger RNA of Alosa sapidissima (American shad), 1735 nucleotides long. RefSeq names its product cysteine dioxygenase, type I (gene cdo1). Lineage: Eukaryota; Metazoa; Chordata; Actinopteri; Clupeiformes; Clupeidae. Gene Ontology annotation, biological process: L-cysteine catabolic process. The record is from RefSeq and is a predicted model, not a curated record. Gene Ontology annotation, molecular function: ferrous iron binding; cysteine dioxygenase activity. The transcript has 5 exons. Bases 74 to 679 code for a protein of 201 amino acids.
CUACCCAGAUAUAUAAAUAGUGUGACGAACAUUUGUUUUCACUUAUUUGGUCCACACGAAUAAUCUGGACAAUAUGGAGCAAACUGAAGUAAUCAAACCACAAACGCUAGAUGAUCUCAUAAAAAUUUUGCACCAGAUAUUUGAAAGUGACACUAUUAAUAUCAAGGAGGUACAGAACAUCAUGGAGUCGUAUGAAAGCAAUCCUCAAGAAUGGAGCAAAUUCGCGAAAUUUGAUCAAUACAGAUACACCAGAAACCUGGUAGAUGAGGGGAAUGGGAAGUUCAAUCUGAUGAUCUUGUGUUGGGGAGAGGGUCACGGCAGUAGUAUCCACGACCACACAGACUCCCAUUGCUUUAUGAAGAUACUUCAGGGCCAGUUGAAAGAGACACUGUUUGAAUGGCCAGACGGCAAGAACCAUGGUGAUAUGGUUCAGAAGUCCCAGAGGAUCUUACUGGAAAACCAAUGUGCCUACAUCAAUGACUCCAUGGGCCUUCACAGAGUGGAAAACGUCAGUCACACAGAGGUUGCAGCAAGUUUGCAUCUGUACAGUCCCCCCUUCCAGCAAUGUCAGACCUUCGACCAGCGAACAGGGCACAAAAACACAGUCAAAAUGACGUUCUGGAGCCAAUUUGGAGAGAGGACUCCUUUUGAAGCUAAAUUAUCACAGGAGAACAACUGAGAUGCCCAGAGAAAUGAGGUAGAUCUGCCAUUGGAGAAGAGAAGAGCCUCUUAGACCAAUAAUUGAAAACAAAACAGGCACAAAGCAUUGGCAGAGAAGCUAAAAGCUAAAGAAAUAAAAUAAGAAUUCAAAUAAAAUGAAAUAAAUGGACUGAAGAGCACAACCCCCUUUGUUAGAAAAGAUUUGCAGAAAAGAGAGGGUAGAUGGAAAGGCCAGGGCAGCAAUUAACUAGGGUUUAUGAUCUGCCAGUGUGAGCUUGGCCCAUGAGGCAGAGCACUGGCUGAGCAGGGUGAAUAGUGGCAUUAGCUCCGGCUGCAGACUGAAGCUGCUCUUUGUCUGUGAUGUUUGAGAAGAGACCCCGACCCCUCCCCAACUCCCCCUCCACUAUCCAACACCAGCAUUCCGAUGGGUCUGGGACCUGCUGGGAGUGACACGCAUUGGGACUGUUACAGUGCUCCACAUGUUGGAUUUAGGAGAGAUCAGAGAUGUUUUGAAGACAAAAAAACAACUACAAACGCCCUAAAUGAUAAAUAUCCAGAUGGUACUUGUAUAUACAUGACAUGACGCACAUGAUGCGUCCUGCACUUGUUGAUUUCUAUGUUAAAAAUACAUGUGAGAACACCACAUGUUAAGGGCUGGUGUGAUGAGUGGAGUCUGUCAAUUUGUAUAAUUUUGUAAUUGACAUGAGUGAAGUUGAAAUACACAGUAGACCUACAUGUGUUUUGUAAAUUGCAAUGCCAAAUGACAAUCUGCUAUGUUUCAGUGUUAAUUUGGUCUUUGUUUAGUGUCAUUGUGAAUGUGUAUUUAAAGUAGAAUUGCAGUUAUUAGUUUCACAGUAGACUCCAGACUUUUAAAGAAAAUUAAAAAUGAAGCGCUUAAUAGAUAAGUCGUUAUUUUCUCUCAGGAUUUGGCCUGGUGGUUAAGUUGUAGUAUUUAUAGUUAGCAAUGUUGAAAAAUAGAUCUUCCAGUUUUAAAUAUUUGUCAAAUGAAAAAACCUAUCACAAGGAACUUGCUACUUUUAAUGUGGGUCAUUAAAAUUGAAUCUGUCAAAUGCCA